GCUGUUUAUUUCAGUAGUUCAUUGACCCAUUGAUUUCAGCCUUAACCCUAAAGGAGCGGAGAAAGGCACAAAGUUGUCGAUUUUUAGACGUGAAUCGUUGGGUCAGCACUCCUGCUUACCGAAGCUGAAGAUCAGAGAUCAGUCAUCCCAUGUGCAUAUCCAUAUUCAGCGAGCAGCAUGGCAAGUCAAGAGGAUUCUGCUGAGUCUUGCAAGUCAGUCAGAAACAGGCCCCUGACAUCGGCAGAGAAGCAGAAGAACUACAGGGAGAGGUUGAAAGAGUCCCCAGAGAAGUAUGAGCGUUUCAAGCAGAGUGAAGCCAAGAGACAGAGGCAGAGAAAGACAACACACCAGCCAACAGAGGAAGAAAUAGCCCACCAGAGAAUGAAGUGGAGGGAAAGAGUCAGAAAACACAGAUUAAAGAAAAAGCAAGAAGCUUUGAUGAAUGAGAGACCAUUUCAAGAGCAAUUUUAUAUGUCUGAGGCUAUCCCCAAUGGGUCAGGUAUGCCAGAGAUUUUAGGGGAUACUGAAGAAGACACAAGAUCCAUGACUCUCGACCACAAUAGUUACAGAAACCUUGAAUACUUGCAAGCCAACAGGGAAUCUUGUCUAGAUAUGAAUUUAUCCGAAAUGAACAUAGGCGAAUAUGUCAUGGAUGCACAUGAGGAAUGCAAUAGAGAGAAAUCUGGCAACAAUUUAGUGAAACUUGAGUGCAAUACGCCAGAAGGGGAUGACACAGUUGGUAACCGUGAAAUUGAACUAGAAGCAAGAACUUACUUUCCCGCUGAACAUUAUGCUCAUGUUACCAGUGAAAAUGGAUUUGGAGUUGGUCAGGGUCAGAUAUAUGAUGAUGGAAGUGUAAACAAUGAGAAGGAAUUACAAGAUCAACUGCCUACGGGUCGUACAGUGUUAUCUCUAGUUGAAGGGUUUUGUGGAGAGUCGCCAAAGAAAAGGAAACCCUUGUCUGCUGCUGAGAGGCAGCGCAAUUACAUCGAAAGGCUCAAAGCACAACCGGAAAAGUGGAAACAGCACAAAAUGAGGGAUACACUGAGACGUAAAACAGUGCAAGAGCAGAACAAAAUAUCAGAAGAAGUUGUUUCUCAAAGGAGAAAGAGACAGUAUCAACGAACAAAAAGACAGAAGGGAAGGCGGAUUACAAAGGCCCAAACGAAGGACACUGGUCAUGGUGAUGUUAGUCUAUUACAAGGGGCACCCUCGUGUGCAGGAGACUUUUCUUUGACAGGGAGCGCUGAAGCAUCAACAGCUACUGAGGGUAUCCAAACCAAUGUGAAUAUUUCCAAGGUGAAAGUGGAACAGAGUGACUUAGACUCAUAUGCACUGGAAAUGGCUGACAAUUGCACAAAUUCAACUGCGAACAAUUUUGUGAAAGUGAAUGGAGAAAAUACAUUCGGGGUUUGCCAAAGUCCAGUGCCUAUUGAAGAAAUGCAAGGUCAUAUGAUAAGAACCCCCUCCGUUGUAAAGCUAGUCGGAGGUUCACAUAAACAAUCUCCAAAGAGAAAGCCUCUGACUCCUGCAGAGAGGCAGCGAAACUACAGGGCAAAACUGAAAGCAGAGUCCGACGCGUGGGAAGAAACCAAGUCUAGAGACGCCGAGAGGCGUAAAAUGAUGCGAAGGCAGAACCAAAACUCUGAGGAAGCUGCUAUCCAGCAGAGACGGAAAGCAACAGAAAGGCAGAGGGAGUAUCGACGUAGGAAAAAAGCCUUAAGACCAGCAGGAUAUCCUUCUGCAAAGAACUCUGAAGCAGCUACCUCAACUACCAGAUUUCACCAACCUGAGAGCAGUACACCAGAUGUAGGCGAGAGUUAUACACAUGCAAUGCUUGCGGUAAGAGACCUUCAGACAGAGAAAUGUGGCGAUGUGACCAGUGACAUUGAAUGUGGUGUUGGUCAAACUGCUUUUUAUGGGGAUGGAAGUCCAACCAUUGUUGAGAAAAUGCAAAAUCAACUGCUAGCUAGUCCAUCUUUAUCAUUGCCAGUUGGAGAUUCAACUGGACGAUCAUCAAAGAAAACACCGUCGACUGCUGCUGAGAGGCAACGGCAGUACAGGGAAAGACUUAAAGCCCAACCGGACAGGUGGGAACAAUACAAAGCAAGGGAUUUAGAGAGACAGAAAAGGACACUAGAGCUGAAAAAACAGUCUGAAGCAACUGCUUUACAGCAAAGAAAAAGAGCAAGAGAAAAGCAGAGAGAAUAUCGACGUCGGAAACGAGAGAAUAAUUUGAGAAUGAAAGGAACAGGACACGCAAACAUGAACUAUUUGCAAACCAACACUGAUUCUCAUCUUGAUAUGAAUUCAUCUGAGUUGGAGAUAGGUCAGUAUGUCAUUGAUACACAUGAAGAGAGUGAAGAUCUUUGGAAAUCUGAAUGCAAUACCCUUACUGGGGGUGACAAUGCUACCUGUCAGGUGAAGCUAGAAGUACAAGAUAACUCUCCUGCAGAGCAUGAUGUGGAUCCAGCCAAUGAAAAUGGAUUUGGACUUGGUCAAAUUUCAACAUGCGAGGACAAAUGUCAGAGUCAGCUGCUUAUGGGUCCUUCUGUUGCAUCAAGUGUCAAAGUCGCUCCUAGACGACAGCCAAGGAGAAGGAAAGCCAUGACUGCUGCAGAGAGGCAACGAAAGUACAGGGCAAGACUAAGAGCAGAAUCAGAAAAGGAGGACCAAGUGGACCUAGGAGGUACAGAGAUGCCCAAGAAUAUCCAAGACCACAAAAAGGCAUCUGAAAGUGCUGCUUCUCAGGUUAGGAAGAAAGCAACAGAGGGAACACAACUGCCUCAACUUAGGAAAAGAAAAGAAGUAAUAUUUAAUCUACAUGGCAAAAAUGUACACCCCUAUGUACACCCCUACCAGCCUACAAGGAGCACAACAGCCUCAAGAAGACAACAGAAUCGUACAGUUAAGACCAAACAAUUACAUGUAUCUGAAAUUGUCAUGCAGUCGGCGAAGAGAGUUGAUAGGAUAAGUUCCAGUACUGAAAUACAGGAGCAAGAGAUAGAUGCUCAGCUUGCUCAUAAACGAAUGAAAGGGAGGGAAAGAAUGAGAAAGUAUCGCCUUAAGCAGAAGCAGAAGCAGAAAUUGCAGAAAGUCUGUGGAGAGUCUAGGGACAGUGUCACGCCAAGGAUUGUAGCUGUGUGGAGUAUGAGUGAGGGAAGUAAACAAGGAGUACGCGUGAAGCAAGAGAACAACACCCAGUUCGUGGCAAGUAAGUUUGAUAACUCUGGGUGCAACGUCAGUAAUGUGCCAAUUCUACCAAAAGCAAGUACUAGUACCAUGAAUGCAGAUGAUUUGGCCAAGAUAGUGCCACAAGAGGAUAUGGGACAAAUUUACGGAAUAGUCCCAAACCUAUUUGUUGUGAACCCCUUAGGCAGGGCCAAACCUUGUUCAGAUAUCCCUACCAUAUUUCCUACUCAAAGUCCCCGGUCAAAUGACAACAGAGACCAACUGUGGACAGGGGCCUCUGAAGGAAAUGCAAUCCCAUUCAAAAUUCAAAAGGUAACAAGUGCAGACAGACAGAGGCAGUAUCGUGAAAGACUCCAACAAAAUCCAGAAAAGUGGGCAGCCUAUAAGCAGCGAGAGAAUGAGAGAUACUUGGCUAAGAAGGCAGUCCUGGCAGUGAAGGAAAUAAAAAAGACCAGGAAACAGACUCUCCUGAGAAUGAGGCAAAGGAGGUUAAAGCCGAAAGAGGGCAAAAACUCCCAAUACAUCACCUUAGACAAUGCUUUGGACAUUGUUCAGGAUGGUAUUUCUAAGGGAGAGACCCAAGCAUCCCUCAUCUCAGGAAAAUCUGUUGGGUUGUUAGAGGCAAAGUCAUCGGGGCGACGGGGGAAAAGGGGGCUUAACAAGAGUCCCGAAGAAAUUGAAAGACUUAGACAAGCCAACAGAGAGCGACAAAGGCGCCACAGAGCAAAGAAAAGAAUGGAACAAGGUAUGCAAGAGGCAAGUAGCUUUGCAGAGAGGACGGAGCUCCCAGUACUAGCUGACUGCAGUGUGACAAGUAGAGCGGAGAAGUCUGAAAUCACCAUAAAUAAAGGCGAACUGUGUAGAGGACAGGGUGAUUCGCAGGACACAGUAGGAAGUGAGUUUCAUUGUUCAACUCAGUUCAGGAUAUUCCCUAAUCUGUCUCCUACAGAACAUAUGGGUCCUAGAAAACAACUUACAGUGAGGAAGAAAAGAGGUAGACCCAGAAAGCAAACACUUUUGAAGACGGAACAGUGCACAGAUGUUGCUUUUAAUGACUUGAUGGCAUCUUCUCUGGGAAAUGAGGGUCAUGGAGAAGUGUUGGUAUCGAGUGCUGGAAACAUUCCAAUGAUCAUCAAGAUGCCAGAGGUCAAAGGUCAACCGGACCAUCGAUGGGAAGAGAUCCCGCAGGUGAUUCCUUGCGAUCCACCUGAAGCCGACUUUGACUGGGGCAAUGAAGGAUUGGACCACUUUGAACAAGGCCUUGAUGGAGAGAUGUCCUUGGACCAAGUACAGGUAACAGAACCUGUUCCAGGGGAGGUUGAGGGAGGGUGCAUUUUUGGUUCUGCCCGUAGGAAGGCCUUCUUUCCCACUAAGCAUGACACUACUGAUUUCACACUCAAUACCUCGUGGGUUGCUGAGACACCACUUGGGGAUCCAUGAAACACGUCACAUGAUUUCUGUUGAUUGAUUAAACAAUCGGCACUCGUCCAUGAUUUCCCCCACCCAAUCUAUUUGAUAUAAUAUGUUCAUGGACAAAGUUUUCCUGUGCAAAAGCAAGACUUCCAAGACUUCAUAGCCUUGAGUCAUACUGAUCAUUUGUUACCAAUUUCUUGAAAUUCACAAAUCAAGUUUUGCAUUUGUCAAAAAUCACUCAUGGCAUACAGCCAAAACAGACAUUUUUCUCACAUGUAGUCAUACACACUAGGGAAUUUUUCUCAUGACUUCUAUACAAAUGGUUAACGAUAAUAUCAAAAAUGUUUAAGAUAUUGAUAUAAAACUUUAUGCUAUGAGAUGCUGUAUCCGCACUCCAAGUCAUAUAAUAUCUUCUGCCUCUACAGCUUAGAUCCUGGGAUCAUGCAGGAGAUAGGUUGUUAGGACCCGCAAAAAUAUAAAC
Messenger RNA from Strongylocentrotus purpuratus (purple sea urchin), 5086 nucleotides. RefSeq lists its product as uncharacterized. The record is from RefSeq and is a predicted model, not a curated record. The transcript is spliced from 2 exons. NCBI's taxonomy places the organism in Eukaryota, Metazoa, Echinodermata, Echinoidea, Camarodonta, Strongylocentrotidae. The coding region runs from base 178 to 4632 and encodes 1484 amino acids.